AUGGUCAAGCUCACAAUCGUCGAGGAUCGGCCUACACCCAAGGAGGUGUAUAACUGGCGCGUCUACUUUUUCGCGUCGAUGGCGUGCUGGGGUUCAGUCAUGAUCGGCUACGACUCCGCCUUCAUCGGCUCUGCGAUGGCGCUCAAGUCGUUCAAGGACGAGUUCAGUCUCUCCUCAAAGACAAAGACCGAGUUCAACUUCCUCUCUGCCAAUAUUGUCUCGUGUUACCAGGCCGGUUGCUUCUUCGGUGCGCUGUCGGGUUACUUUGUCGGCUACUACUUUGGUCGCAAGUGGGGCCUCUUCUUCGCCUCGCUCAUCUUCGUUGUCGGCUCAGUCCUCCAGAUUGUCGCCUCAGGCAAGACCGGCCUCGGUAUCAUGUACGCCGGUCGCAUCAUUGCUGGCUGGAGUGUUGGUGUCGCGUCCAACCUCACGCCCAUCUACAUUGCCGAGAUCUCGCCACCCGCUAUCCGUGGCCGCCUUAUCGGUCUCUACGAACUUGGUUGGCAGAUCGGUGCCGUCGUCGGCUUCUGGAUUGGUUACGGCGUCAACCAGCACAUUCCCUACGGCAACGUCCAGUGGCUCAUCCCCUUUGCGGUCCAGCUCAUCCCUGGUGGCAUGCUCGCGGUCGGCAUCCUCACCGUCAAGGAAAGCCCCCGCUGGCUCGCCUCGCGCGACCGCUUCGAUGCUGCCCUCGCCAACCUCGCCGUCAUCCGCAACCUGCCAGCUGAUCACACCUACGUCCAGGAAGAGAUGUUCGAGAUCAAGUCGGCAAUCGAGUACGACGAGGAGCGCGCUGGACACGGAAUCCUCGCCCCCAUGAAAACCCUCUUCGGUAACCGCUCGUACCUCAAGCGCCUCGGUCUCUGCAUUGCCCUCUUCGUCGGCCAGAACGUCACCGGUAUCAACGCCAUCAACUACUACUCGCCCACCGUCUUUGCGUCCAUUGGCGUGUCUGGCACCUCGACCUCGCUCCUCACCACCGGUGUAUUCGGCCUCCUCAAGUUUGCCGUCGCCAUCGUCUGGCUCCUCUGGCUGGUCGAUCGGUACGGCCGUAAGCUCCUCCUCAUCGUCGGCUCGGCGGGCGGCGCAAUCUGCAUGUACUGGAUCGGCAUCUACAUUGCCGUCGCCAAGCCCCAGGACAACCCCUCGGGCGGUCUCCACGGUGGCGGCAUCAGCGCAAUGGUCGCCUUCUACCUGUGGACCUGCUUCUACGGCCCCACCUGGAACGGUACUCCCUGGGUGUUCGGAGCCGAGACAAUGCCGACCUUUAUUCGUUCCGCAACUCAGGCUUUUAUUGCCGCUAGCAACUGGCUCUUUGCGUUCCUCAUCGCGCGCUUCACCCCGCAGAUGUUCGCGUCGAUGGGCUUUGGCGUCUACAUUUUCUUCGCGUCGCUCAUGGUCGCCUCCAUCCCCUUCGUGUACUUUUGCGUCCCCGAGACGUCCGGCAUCCCUCUCGAGUACAUGGACGAGCUCUUUGCUAUCUCGCCCCGCACCGCCCACUCUGUCCUCACUGAGCGCUUCCGCGCUGAGCAGAACGCGAGCCGCCGCUCAGUCGACGGCGGUAAGGGCAAUUCCGAGCACCGCGUUGAGCCUGUCCGCUCCAAGGACAGCACCGAUGUGUGA
Messenger RNA from Cutaneotrichosporon cavernicola, 1623 nucleotides. RefSeq lists its product as uncharacterized. Gene Ontology annotation, cellular component: membrane. The record is from RefSeq and is a predicted model, not a curated record. Gene Ontology annotation, biological process: carbohydrate transport; transmembrane transport. The transcript has 2 exons. NCBI's taxonomy places the organism in Eukaryota, Fungi, Basidiomycota, Tremellomycetes, Trichosporonales, Trichosporonaceae. Gene Ontology annotation, molecular function: carbohydrate:proton symporter activity. The coding region runs from base 1 to 1623 and encodes 540 amino acids.